Messenger RNA from Symbiodinium pilosum, 297 nucleotides. The record is from the annotation of a GenBank genome assembly. NCBI's taxonomy places the organism in Eukaryota, Dinophyceae, Suessiales, Symbiodiniaceae.
GUUCCAGAAGAGAGCAUCCGAAAAGUGGUGGCGCCCAAUACCGUGCCACAGCGCUCCGCCCGUCUGCGAGCGCUCUGCAGGAUACAACCAGGCGAGGAGUUGACUUUCUGCUACUAUGGUGCUGAUUUCGCCGUCCUAGUCCAAAAUGCAGAGGACCGGCGACGGCGCCUCCGCAUCGGCUUUGAGUUUGAGUGCGAAUGCGAACUCUGCGAGCCCGGGGAUCGGCCACCCAAAAGCUACGGCCAACUCUGCAAGCGAGCUUUGGCCUUCGGCAAGCCUCCGCCGCUGCCACCGCAG